UUUUGGAACCUCUAAUUCCUAGUAUCGAUUCAAAAAUUUCACCAUUAACAAGCAAAAGUACUACACAAAACCCUUGUUUGUUCACCAUUCCAAACAUUUUCCAUUUCCUCUCUCCUCUAAUUGGGCGGUGUGGAAAUGCCUUCAGAAGACGCAAAACCAUUGAAGAAAGAGGAGCUUGAAGACGACGAAGACGAUGACGAGGUGCCUAUUUCUGUAACCCGCAACAAAAACAAGAAACCCAGUAAUUCUCCUGCAACUGCGACGCCCAAGCCGAAACCCAAAGUGACUAAAAAAGAAGAAGAUUCAAGCGACGACGAUGUCCCUCUGAAGAAACCAACUCCUAAAUCAACCAAACCCAAAAAGGAAGAAGUUGAUACUAAGAAAAUUGUUGCCAAAGAUGACAAGAAAAAAAUCAAGAAGAAAAAGGAGGAGGAAACGGUGAAGAUUGAGGUGAAGAAGAGGGAGAGAAAGGUGUAUAGUUUACCUGGGCAAAAACGCGAUCCUCCUGAAGAAAGAGAUCCUUUGAGGAUUUUCUAUGAGACAUUGUAUCAGCAAGUGCCCACCAGUGAACUGGCUGCAAUUUGGAUGAUGGAAUCUGGUUUGCUUCCAUUGAAGGAUGCGACGCAGGUGUAUGAGAAGAAAAUGAAGAAGAGUAAGAACCAAAGAGUUACUUCCCCAUUAAAACAUGUGAAGACAGUUAAGGAGACCAAAUCCGUGACUGUUAAAAAGAAAGUAGUUUCUUCCACCCCAAAGUCCUCAGACAAAAAGAAGAAAAUAGAAACCACUACUGCGACGAAACAAUCAAAGAAGCGCAAGGCUGUAAGCUCUGAAGAAGAUGCAACCUCUGAGGAAGAUUCGGAAGAUGAUUUUGUUCUGUCAACUAGGAAGAAGGUAAAGAGAGCCAGAGUCAAUUAACUUAAUGAUAUCAGUAAAAAGUAAAGGAUUCAUGAUGAUUUUUAGAGAUGAAAAGUUUGAUAGGUAACCUGAUUUGUAUUGACAUAUGAGCAAAUCUUUUAGAUUUAUCAGUGAAAAAAACGGUGUAAGAAAUUCUGGUGUUCCGUUGUUUGUCUCGUAACUUAAUCCACGCGAUGCAUGGACAAUGUGGCAUACUUUUUGGGGCUAAUGUGCAGUUUAGAGUUAUUGAUUAA
Spinacia oleracea (spinach) is the source of this 1148-nucleotide messenger RNA. RefSeq lists its product as uncharacterized. The record is from RefSeq and is a predicted model, not a curated record. NCBI's taxonomy places the organism in Eukaryota, Viridiplantae, Streptophyta, Magnoliopsida, Caryophyllales, Amaranthaceae. The transcript has 4 exons. The coding region runs from base 136 to 915 and encodes 259 amino acids.